Molecule: messenger RNA, 1485 nt
Organism: Eimeria tenella
Lineage: Eukaryota; Apicomplexa; Conoidasida; Eucoccidiorida; Eimeriidae
Exons: 9
Coding region: 1-1485 (494 amino acids)
Molecular function (GO): nucleic acid binding
Source: RefSeq, a predicted model, not a curated record
AUGGAGGACGAGGACUAUGAUCUCUAUGAGGAUAUUGAGCCGCCAACUAAGCAGCAGCAGCAGCAGCAGCAGCAGGCAGCAGCAGCAGUAGACAAUGAUCCUGCUGCGGCAGCAGCAGCUGCUGCUGCUGCAGCAGCAGCCCCGGCGUUUGCUGCAGCCGCUCCUGCAUCCAGCAGUACAGGAGCAGCAGCAGCAGCAGCAGCAGCAGCAGCACCUCCCUCUGCAGCAGCAGCCGCAGCGCCGCAGCCCCCAGCAGCAGCAGCAGCAGCAGCAGCAGCAGCAGCAGCAGAAGAUGAUGAUGAUGGAGUUAUAGUGGUUGGGGGCGAAGAGGAUUUGGCCGUCAUCUGCGACAGCCCUUCAACUGAAAACAAAUUUGGAAGAGGAUGGCAAGGCGAAAGAACCCGCAGGAGCGUUUUGUACAUGCGGAAAGAUAGGCCUGUCUUUUUGGGGGCGCCGCCGCCAGUAGCAGCAGCAGCAGCAGCAGCAGCAGCAGAGCAGCUGCUGGUUUUGUCGCUGCUGCCUUGGUGGGUGACGGAGGUUUCUCUCCGCGAAGCCGCUUCUGUCUUUGGCGGCGUUUUGGGAGUUAGGGUUUUUGGCAACUUCUCCGGCAGCAGGCCAUCGGGAGUCGCGCUUCUUCUCUUCGAAACGGAAGGACAUGCAGCAGCAGCAGCAACAGGACUCGGCAAAGUGUUAGCUGCGCAGGGCAGCUCAGCAGCAGCAGCAGCAGCAGCAGCAAAACGUCCCUUGUCUCGAAACGCUAUAUUUGCCGUUGCAGGGGUCAGCAACGAGCCCCUGCCGCAGCAGCUGCAGCAGCAGCAGCAGCAGCAGCUGCAACAGCAGCAGCAACCGCAGCAGCAGCAGCAGCAGCAGCAGCAGCAGCAGCAGCAGCAGGUGACGACGCAGGGCGCGACUGCAGCAGACACUCACAGUACGCCCCAGCAGCAGCAGCAACCGCAGCAGCAAAAAACACAGCAGCAGCAGCAGCAGCCACAGCAGCAGCAGCAGCAGCAGCCACAGCAGCAGCAGCAAACGGAGGCAUCGCAGCAGAAGACGGGCCUCAGCGCACUAUUUCCCUUUUUCGAUCCCUCGGUGCUGCAAAUUGACGGAGCAGCAGCAGCAGCAGAGGACUGCAGCAGCAGCAGCGAAGCAGAAACUAGCAGCAGCAGCAGCAGCAGCAGCAGCGCUCCGCAGAAGCCGGCGACGAGCAAACGAUCCAGGAGAGCUAGGGCGAAGCGGCUGAAAGCAGAAGCUGCUGCUCUUCCGCAGCAGCAGCAGCAGCAGCAGCAGCGAUGGGUGCAGCACCAGCAGUACCUCCAGCAGCAGCAUCAGCAGCAGCUGCAGCAGCAGCAGCAGUACAUGAUGAGGUACCACCCGCAGCAGCAGCAGCAGCAGCAGCAGCAGCGGGUGCUGCCGCGAGGAGUCAAUGCCAUGCCUUUGGGGGGAUCGCAUUCUUAUGGUUCAAACUACAGAGGCAGCCAGAUGUAG